AUCAUUGAAAAUGCAUCAAAAAAUUACUUUCCUCAAGGGUGUGCGUUGUUCCAUGAUGUUUUCUGAUGAGAUAUGGUUUGGUUGUAUUCGUCAUUGUUGAUAAUAAGUUUUUAGAGUGAAGUGAAUUUUGAAAUUGCCAAAAGAAUGUCGCAAAUUGAUGAUAAAAAGGAUACUCCUGGCACAGGAUUUCGUAAAAUAGAUAUCGAUGAGUAUAAUGAAAAUAAUUUUAAAGAAGAAGAUGCUGAUGGAGGAUCAGGGCCUACCGGUCCUGAUGAAAAUGAAAUUCUAGCACUACUUAACCAAGGAAAACAUGCAGAAGCAUUAAUUACUGCUUUGAAAGCCGCACCACUUGGAUCUAAAAAUCAACAGGUCAAGGAUAAUGCAAGGAACGUGAUACAAAAGGUACUUCUAAGUAUAAAAUCAAAUCAAAUGGACGACUGUCUAGCUCAACUCGACAGGGAUUUGAUGGAUGUGUUGAUGAAAUAUAUUUACCGAGGUUUUGAGAUACCAUCAAAGGAUAGCAGUUCACAUUUAUUAAUAUGGCAUGAAAAAGUGUACAGUCUCAGUGGAGUUGGUAGUAUUAUCAGAGUAUUUACUGACAGCAAAAGAAUUUAAAAACAAAAUUUCUAUUAUUUAAGCUCAAUAAAAAAGUAUACAUUAAAGUGAAAAAUCAAAUUCCACAUUUUUUGUUAACAUUAUAUUCAACAUUUCUCUUUAUU
Chelonus insularis is the source of this 719-nucleotide messenger RNA. RefSeq names its product Actin-related protein 2/3 complex, subunit 5 (gene Arpc5). Lineage: Eukaryota; Metazoa; Arthropoda; Insecta; Hymenoptera; Braconidae. Gene Ontology annotation, cellular component: cytoplasm; Arp2/3 protein complex; actin cytoskeleton. The record is from RefSeq and is a predicted model, not a curated record. Bases 145 to 615 code for a protein of 156 amino acids. Gene Ontology annotation, molecular function: actin filament binding. The transcript is spliced from 3 exons. Gene Ontology annotation, biological process: Arp2/3 complex-mediated actin nucleation; regulation of actin filament polymerization; cell migration.